UUAUUUGUUCUUUCUUUAUCAAAAUGUCAAAUACGAUGAUAAAAUAGUUAACAAAUAUUAAAUGUUUCACACACAGUGAGCCUAAGUACCAGUGUUUCAAUAAUGCGUUUUGAUAAAAAUCUAUUAAUACAAUUGUGCAAAGUAUCUGGCACUCGCUCUAUAGGCAGUGCUGUACCGGAAAUAAGAAUUUAUGAAGUAGGGCCAAGAGAUGGUCUUCAAAACGAAUCGAAAUUUGUGCCAACAGAUAUUAAAGUGGAACUUAUUCAUAAAUUGGCUAAUGCUGGCCUGAAAAAUAUUGAAUCAGCAAGUUUUGUUAGUCCAAAAUGGGUUAAACAAAUGAGUGAUGGUGUGGAUGUGAUGAAAAAUAUUAAAAGAGAACCUGAUGUGAACUAUCCUGUUCUUAUUCCUAACUUAAAAGGAUAUGAAACUGCUAAAAAAUGCAACAUACAAGAAAUAGCCAUCUUUCCCGCUGGCUCUGAAGCAUUCUCACAGAAAAACUUGAACUGUUCUGUGGCAGACGGGCUGAAACGUUUUAAAGAAGUUGCAGAACAAGCCAUCAAAGACGGUAUCCGAGUUAGGGGUUACAUAUCAUGUGUAUUAGGCUGUCCUUAUGAGGGUCCAAUAAGUCCAAAGGCAAUAGCAAAAAUAACUGAAGAAGUACUUGAUAUGGGAUGCUAUGAAGUGUCUCUAGGGGAUACCAUAGGAGUGGGUACUGCUGGCUCGGUGCGGCGGAUGAUGAAAGAAGUCUUACAUGUAACAACACCAGAUAAGAUUGCCCUUCACUUCCAUGACACUUAUGGCCAGGGUUUAUCAAAUUUAGUUGCUGGUCUUGAGUUUGGCAUCAGGACUGUGGAUUCUUCUGUCUCAGGUCUGGGCGGGUGCCCGUACGCCCGCGGGGCCAGCGGGAAUCUCGCUACGGAAGAUCUUGUUUAUUUCUUAUACGGCUUGGGAGUCAACACAAACAUUGACCUAGUAAAGUUGGUGGAGGCGGGCCGCUUCAUUUCUAACUUCCUCGCAAAAACGACCGAGUCCAAAGUAAAUCGAGCAUUAGGGGAUCGAUUUAAAAAUAAUCAAGAUAUCGUUGCGAUUGCUUCUUGUGCGACAUAGAUAAAAGCCAAUUAUAAUUCCAAUAUUUAUUAAGAGUCGAAGAGCAAUUACAAUAAAUUUGUAUGCAAAAACGUCGUUAAUAAAUACCUAUCAGCUAUUGUUAGCAAAUGCACAAUAAAACGUUAUUUUACAUAUU
This is a messenger RNA of Colias croceus (clouded yellow), 1243 nucleotides long. It is a transcript of the gene Hmgc, whose product is annotated as hydroxymethylglutaryl-CoA lyase, mitochondrial. Lineage: Eukaryota; Metazoa; Arthropoda; Insecta; Lepidoptera; Pieridae. The coding region runs from base 103 to 1107 and encodes 334 amino acids. The transcript has 6 exons. Gene Ontology annotation, molecular function: hydroxymethylglutaryl-CoA lyase activity. The record is from RefSeq and is a predicted model, not a curated record. Gene Ontology annotation, biological process: L-leucine catabolic process; ketone body biosynthetic process.